Messenger RNA from Eimeria tenella, 1199 nucleotides. RefSeq lists its product as uncharacterized. NCBI's taxonomy places the organism in Eukaryota, Apicomplexa, Conoidasida, Eucoccidiorida, Eimeriidae. The record is from RefSeq and is a predicted model, not a curated record. The annotation marks the transcript as partial. The transcript has a single exon.
AUGGCCGAGAUUGCUGCCUUUUCAGCAGCAGCAAACUCUUUGGCGCAUGCACAACGGCAAAUGCCAUUGCAGGAGGGCACAGUGUACAAGCAGCAGCAGCAACAGCAGCAGCAGCAGCAGCAGCAGCAACAGCUCCAAGCACUGAGUGAGAGGCCCACGAGCAGCGGCUGCAGCUGCACGACUGACACAGCUUUUGCUGCUGGUGCAGAAGUGCAGCAAGCUGCGACUGCAGCAGCAGCAGCAGCGGCGGCGGAGACGCACUCCGCAGCAGCAGGAGCAGCAGCAGCAACAGAAACAGCAGCAGGGCCAGGCGCAGUAGCUGCUGCUUCUGAGGAAGACCUCCGCCUCAGCUGCAAGAGAGAAAUCGCCCCGGCUGACGAACAGCAGCACGCAGCAGCAGCUGCAGCAGCAGCUGCAGCAGCAACAGCAGCAGCAGCAGCAGGGGAGUGCAGCAUGUCGUGUCUUCACUACCCACGAGUCAGCAGCAGGCGCGCUGUCUGUGCAGCAGCAGCAGCAGCAGAGGGCGAAGCAGCAGCUGGCUGCAAGCUGUUGAUGACCAGAGAGUACCCCCGUGCGGAAGCAGCAGCAGCAGCAGAAACUGCAGCAGCAGCAGCAGCAGAAACCGCCGUCACCGCAGCAGCAGCAGCUGUAGCGGAACCUGCUGCUGACGGACCAGCAGCAGCAGCAGCAGCAGCAAGCUCAGCUGCUGCUACCCCGAUGGAUGAAGACGGGCCCUCGUUCCCCAGCUGUCAGGUGCAGCACGAAGCAGCAGUAGCAGCAGCUGCAGCGCAGCAGCAGCAACAGCAGGAGGCAACAUCAGCAAAUUCUGAAGCAGCAGAUAUUUCAGCAGCAGCAGCAGCUAAUGGGGUACCUGCUGCAGGCGAAGGCGAAGCCGCGCUGCACAAGACGCCAUUGUCAGGGCCAGCAGCAGCAGCAGCAGGCAGUCCUGCUGCUGCUGCAGCUGCUUCUCAGCUUUCAUCGAGAAGCCUAUCGGCUGCUCGCAGCAGCAGCAGCAGCAGCAGCAACAGUGCUGCAUCGUUAGCGUCUCUCUUGUCACUGCCGCUUCCUGCUGCAGGUGAGGAGCCUUACACAGCAACUUCGCAGCAGCAGCAGCAGCAGCAGCAACAGGAGCAGCAGCAGGAGGAACAAAAGGAGCAGAACCCUCGUCAUGCACUGCUGCUGCAGCAGCAGCUGUUGCA